AUGCCCUCCCAAGUCCCUUCCAUCCAACUCCACGGGCGAACCUACAAAGUACCCCAACGAGCAACAGUAGUCAUCUGCAUCGACGGCUUCGACCCAGAGUACCUCGCAGCAGGAAUAGAAGAUGGAAUUCUCCCAAGCAUGGCCUCGUUCCUCGAAUCCGGGUUCCACACCACAGCAAACUGUGCAAUGCCCUCCCUAACAAACCCAAACAAUCUAUCCAUCAUCACCGGUGCCCCAACAAGCAUUCACGGUAUCUCAGGCAACUAUUACCUCGACAAACAAACCGGCGAAGAACACAUGGUCCUCGACGACUCGACCAUGCACGGAACGACCAUCCUAGCCAAAAUGGCCGAUGCAGGCGUCCGCGUCGCAGCCAUCACAGCAAAGGAUAAACUGAGACGACUCAUCAACCACGGGCUAUCACCUUCCAAGGGCUCGAUCUGUUUCUCGGCGCAGUGCGCGAAUGAGUGUCUGCAGUCUGAACACGGUAUCCAGGACGUGGAGAAUUGGCUGGGCAAGCCAACUCCAGCUCAGUACUCGGGUGACUUGUCCCUUUUCGUCCUCGACGCAGGUGUAAAACUUCUUCAGGAAGACCGGGCUGAUUUGUUCUACCUGACGCUUUCGGAUUACAUCCAGCAUAAGCAUGCGCCGCGCUCACCCGAGUCGAAUGAGUUUAUGCGGGCGAUUGAUGCACGGCUCGGCGAGCUGGUCAAGUUAGGCGCCGUGGUGGCUGUGACGGGUGACCACGGGAUGAGCGAUAAAUCCGCCGAAGACGGCUCGCCGAACGUCCUCUUUCUGGAGGACUUCUUGAACUCGAAAUGGCCGGACUGCCAAGCCAGAGUCAUCUGUCCCAUUUCAGACCCCUUUGUAAAGCACCAUGGUGCCCUGGGUGGUUUUGUUCGGGUGCAUCUGGGUGGGAACGAGGGCAAGAAGCCAGCGGUAUGGGAGAUGGUCGCGGACUGUCGCAAGUUGCCGGAGGUCGAGAUGGCGCUGACGGGUGAAGAAGCUGCGGCUUCUUUUGAGAUGCCGCUGGAUAGGGAGGGUGAUCUGGUUAUUAUGUCGAAGAAGGAUUUUGUGAUUGGGAGUAGGAGUGACAAGCAUGACCUUUCGCAGUUGGGUGAGCAGCGACUUCGUUCGCAUGGUGGGUUGUCUGAGCAGCGAAUUCCAUUGUUGAAGUCUACCGCUGUUCUGCCUGGUGUAUUGGCCGAGUGGAAGAGGUGGAGGAAUUUUGAUAUAUUUGAUCUUGUUCUUAAUUGCUAG
Messenger RNA from Penicillium argentinense, 1260 nucleotides. RefSeq lists its product as uncharacterized. The transcript has a single exon. The record is from RefSeq and is a predicted model, not a curated record. The coding region runs from base 1 to 1260 and encodes 419 amino acids. Lineage: Eukaryota; Fungi; Ascomycota; Eurotiomycetes; Eurotiales; Aspergillaceae. Gene Ontology annotation, molecular function: phosphonoacetate hydrolase activity.